UUCUCCCUCAGUUUGCCUCUGAGUUUAUGGGUCUUGGUUCUGUUGUGGAGAUGUGGACUCAUCUUCGCCAGCGGUAUCAACCCUCUGGUGAUUCUAUCUACUUAUCAAUGGUUCGUCAGGAGCAUGCUCUUCAGCAGGGCGACUCCACUGUUGAUGAGUUCUACACAGAGAGUUCUGCUAUUUGGCGUCAGCUUGACUCCCUCCGCACAGCUAUUUGUGGUUCUUGCACGUGCUGCCAGAUUAUGAGGUCAGACUUGGAGUUUCAGCGCAUCCAUGAGUUCUUGUCUCGGCUUCGUCCAGAGUUUGAGGCCCGUCGUGCUCAGUUGUUCACUCGGGGCCGUGUACCCCUCUCGGAGGUGCUUUCUGAGAUUCGUGCUGAGGAGACUCGCCUUCGUGGUGCUGGUUUGCUUGCUGUCCCUUCUGUACUUGCUGCUCGGGCUCCUGCUAUGCCGUCUGCUGCACCAGUGUCUUCUCGUUACAGUACUCCGCCGCUUCUGCCCACUCCUGGUGGUGAGGGCCGUCCUACUUCCGGUGGUGCGGUCCGCUCUCGUCCUCGUCCUUACUGCAACUACUGUCAGAAGCCUGGCCACGUUGAGUCUGAUUGUUUCAAGAAACAGCGUGACAUGCGCAAUAAGGAACGUGCAUCUUCUUUUGGGUCACGUGCUCCUCCGUCGAUGCCUUCUACUAUGUCCUUCACUCAACAGGACAUUGUGCAGCUGAAGCGUUUGCUGGCUGCUUCUGGCUCUUCUUCGACGGCCACUGCAGGCUCUGUGACCGGUGCUUCUAGCACUGGGAGCCACCGUCUGCUCAGUCAGGAUCGUCGCAAGAAGGUUCUGGUUGGGGCUGGCCCACGGCACCAUGACUCUCAGGGGCUCUGGGAGCUCGACUGGCUUCGUGUUCCCUCCUCUACCACCACACCCACCAGCUCUCAUGCUCUUGCUGCUUCCGCUUCCGCUUCCUUCCAGCAGUGGCAUCAUCGACUCGGUCAUCUCUGUGGUUCUCGUCUGUCGUCUUUAGUUCGUCGAGGUCGGGCCUGUCUCAGGAGAUGUCUCUCUACCGUGUCAGGGUUGUAGCCUUGGAAAACAGACUCAGUUACCUUAUCCUACUAGUGAGUCAGUGUCUCAACGUCCAUUUGACUUAGUUCAUUCUGAUGUAUGGGGUCCUGCUCCCUUUGCUUCGAAAGGGGGCCAUCGCUACUAUGUUAUUUUUAUUCAUGACUUUUCUCGCUAUACUUGGCUUUAUCUUAUGACUUCUCGAAGUGAGGUUCUCUCUAUCUAUAAGCGCUUUGCUGCUAUGGUUCACACUCAAUUUUCCACGCCUAUUCGUGUGUUUCGUGCAGACUCUGCUGGUGAGUAUAUCUCCCAGAUGCUGAGUGGUUUUCUUAUUGAGAAGGGCACUCUUUCCCAGUUCUCUUGUCCUGGUGCUCAUGCCCAAAAUGGUGUGUCUGAACGCAAACACCGCCGCCUUCUUGAGACGGCUCGUGCGAUGAUGAUCGUUGCCUCUCUUCCGCCUCAUUUUUGGGCUAAGGCUGUUUCCACUGCUGCCUAUCUCAUCAACCUUCAGCCCUCGGCUGCUCUGCAAGGCGGUAUUCCUUUGGAGCGUCUUUCUGAUCGUUCUCCUGAUUACUCAGUGCUUCGGUUGUUUGGUUGUGUUUGCUAUGUUCUCCUAGCCCCUCGUGAACGCACCAAACUGAUCGCUCAGUCUGUUGAGUGUGUCUUUCUUGGCUACAGUGAUGAGCAUAAGGGUUAUCGGUGCUGGGAUCCUGUUGCUCGUUGGAAGCGCAUUUCACGGGAUGUGUCUUUUGAUGAGUCUCGCCCAUUCUACCCGCGUCCAUCCUCCUCGACCUUCGUUCUGGAGGACAUAUAUUUUCUCACAUUUCCUGACACACCUCCCUUCGUGCCUCAAGUCCCUACUCCUUCGCACCUCGAUGUUGCUAAUCCGACACCAUCCUCCUCCACAGUUUCUUCUCCUCCAUCAUUGCCUGAUUCUCCACCUUCAUCCCUGAUACCUUUCCCAUCUUCCCCUUCUCCGGCGAUUCCUCCUCUUCCUCCUGUCCUUUCUACUAUUCUCGUCGUUCACGUGUUGUGGAUGAUUCUACUGACGAGCCGUCUACCUCUGAGGUGCCGUCUUCCUCCUCUCAGUCGACUCAUGAUCUUCGUGCCCGACCUCGCCCCCACCUGACAGAUAUUCUCCUAACAACUAUGGUCUUUCUGCGGUUGUCCUUGAGCCGACUUCUUAUCAGGAUGCUGUCGUUCACCUCGAGUGGCAGCUUGCGAUGGCUGAGGAGAUUGCUGUGCUUGAACGCACUGGCACAUGGGAUCUGGUUUCUCCUCCACCCCAUGUUCGUCUCAUCAUGUGCAAGUGGGUCUAUAAGAUUAAGACCCGCUCUGAUGGUUCUCUUGAGCAUUAGAAAGCUCGUCUUGUGGCUCGUGGCUUCCAACAGGAGCAGGGUCGUGAUUAUGAUGAGACUUUCGCCCCCGUGGCUCAUAUGACCACUGUUCGCACUCUUCUUGCGGUGGCCUCCGUUCGCCACUGGUCUGUGUCUCAACUUGAUGUUCACAAUGCCUUCCUCAAUGGUGAGCUGCGUGAGGAGGUUUAUAUGCAGCCACCCCCUAGGUACUCUGUCCCUAAUGGCAUGGUAUGCCGUCUUCGGCGCUCUCUUUACGGCCUUAAGCAAGCCCCUCGCGCCUGGUUUAAGCAUUUCGCCUCCGUGGUGACUGCUUCUGGUUUCUCGCCCAGCACUCAUGAUCCUGCUCUGUUUGUCCACACCUCUACUCGUGAGCGACUCUUCUUCUUCUAUAUGUUGAUGACAUGAUCAUCACUGGCGAUGACUCUGAGUACAUUGCCUUUGUUAAGGCUCGUCUUCGUGAGCAGUUCCUAUGUCUGAUCUUGGUCCUCUUCGCUAUUUUCUUGGGAUUGAGGUUUCUUCUACCUCUGAUGGCUUCUACAUCUCCCAAGAGAAGUAUAUCCAGGAUCUGCUUGCUCGUGCCGCUCUUAGUGAUGAGCGCACUGUUGAGACUCCUAUGGAGCUCAAUGUUCAGCGUCGUGCCUCUGAUGGUGACCCCUUAUCUGAUCCAUCACACUACCGCCAUCUGGUUGGGAGCCUAAUCUACCUUGCUGUCGCUCGUCCAGAUAUCUCUUAUCCUGUCCACAUUUUGAGCCAGUUUGUUUCUGCUCCCACUUCAGUCCACUACAGUCAUCUUCUUCGUGUACUACGAUAUCUUCGUGGCACGAUCUCUCACCGUCUUUUCUUCCCUUGCUCCAGCUCCAUGCCUACUCAGAUGCUACUUGGGCUAGUGAUCCGUCGGAUCGUCGUUCACUCUCUGCUUAUUGUGUGUUUCUUGGUGGUUCUCUCAUUGCUUGGAAGACGGAGAAACAGACCGCGGUUUCCCGCUCGAGUACAGAGGCUGAGUUGCGAGCCAUGGCUUUUUUGACGGCAGAGGUGACUUGGCUACGUUGGUUACUGGAGGAUUUUGGUGUUUCUUCUACUACACCGACUCCCCUCUUGUCAGACAGUACAGGUGCUAUCAGCAUUGUGCGUGAUCCGAUGAAGCAUGAGCUCACCAAGCACAUAGGUGUUGAUGCCUCUUUUGUGCACACUGCUAUGCAAGAUCAGGUUCUCGCUCUUCAAUAUGUGCCCUCCGAGUUACAGUUGGCAGAUUUUUUCACGAAGGCCCAGACUAGAGCGCAACAUGGUUUCUUUCUAUCCAAACUCAGUGUUGUUAACCCACCAUGAGUUUGAGGGGGGGUGUUAGAGAUGUAUAUUUCUCUUGUAUAUGCCCGGCCCAUUGUAUAAGGGUCUCUUUGCUUAUUUGCCUCCACACACGUACAUGUAUAUUUGCCUUUUGGCACUUCAAUCAAUCUAAGUUGCUCAUUCGUAA
Molecule: messenger RNA, 3881 nt
Organism: Brachypodium distachyon (stiff brome)
Lineage: Eukaryota; Viridiplantae; Streptophyta; Magnoliopsida; Poales; Poaceae
Exons: 2
Coding region: 27-1073 (348 amino acids)
Molecular function (GO): zinc ion binding; nucleic acid binding
Source: RefSeq, a predicted model, not a curated record